Molecule: messenger RNA, 678 nt
Organism: Raphanus sativus (radish)
Lineage: Eukaryota; Viridiplantae; Streptophyta; Magnoliopsida; Brassicales; Brassicaceae
Exons: 1
Coding region: 1-678 (225 amino acids)
Source: RefSeq, a predicted model, not a curated record
AUGAGGAUAUAUAUGAACUGUGUGGACCCUGAGGAGAGAAGAAUUAGAGAAGCACGAAUGAAGAUGACUUUGGAUGAACUCUCACGGGAUCCACUAGCACAAAGAGUUUGUUUGAGGCUAGAGAGUGCUCCGGUGAUCUCAAAGGAGAGAAACAGAUCACAAGGACGUGUGGAGAAUCCCGGGAUUCAAGAUAUUUCUGAAUCUUCGGCUGGGAGGCCCAUUGAUCAGACCUCUGUGAUGGAGCAAACCGGUGGAAAUUAUGUGAACACAAACGAAGGUAUAAAUGCAGCAGGAAUCAUAAUGGAGCCGGCUAAGGAACUAGGAGAGAAGCUGCAUAUAUCACCUCAGAAAAAGGAGACUGAGAUGGAGAGAAAGUACAGACACGAUUUAGUCAACCCAAGACAGCAAGAGCAUGGAGGCUUUGUGAUGGGUAGUCACGUAACUCGGUCAGGUGAAGGGGAUGCGAGAAGCCGUAGCUCCAAGAGGAGCAAUGCAUCGUGGGUCCAUAGAAGCCAGAACAAAAGAAGGGAAACUGGUCAGUACGGUGAUGAAAGUAGGAAAGGAAAUGAAGAAGGUCCGCUUAAACGCAAAGCAACUAAUGAUGGAGAGGCUACCUCCAAGGUGUCGAAAAAAAAUGAGGGUUUGAUGGUUCACCAGAAACCAUCCAAUUCUCAAUGA